UCCACCCAGCUCUUGGAAGCAGGCAGCAUUCCAGUGGGCUCCAGUCGGGAAAAAAGAUGGCAGAGUUAGAGGAGGAGGUGGGUGUGCUGGUUCAGAGAGUUGUGAAGGAUAUUAACAGCGCAUUCAAGAAAAACCCUAACAUUGAUGAAAUUGGAUUGAUUCCAUGUCCAGAAGCUAGAUACAAUCGCAGUCCCAUAGUUCUUGUGGAGAAUAAACUUGGAGUGGAAAGCUGGUGCAUCAAAUUUCUGUUGCCAUAUGUUCAUAAUAAACUUCUCCUCUUCCGGCAGAGAAAACAGUGGUUUGAUCGAGAUGCUUUGAUAGAUAUCACGUGCACGCUGCUCCUGCUGAAUCCUGACUUCACUACUGCAUGGAAUGUCAGGAAAGAGCUGAUUCAGUUUGGGGCAUUAAGUCCAGAGAAAGAUUUGUAUCUGGGGAAACUUGCAUUAACCAAAUUUCCGAAGAGUCCUGAAACUUGGAUUCACAGGCGAUGGGUUUUAAAAAGACUGCUUCAAGAGCACUGCCCUCAUAGUUCACUUGCAAAAGAUCAAAACAGAGAUGUGACAACAGCACAGUCUGCAAAAUAUCAGGAAAUUUUGCACGAUGAGCUGAAAGUGUGUACUGAUGCUGCAGGAAGGUACCCAAGUAAUUACAAUGCUUGGUCGCAUCGCAUCUGGGUUUUGCAGAAUAUGGCUGAAGAAGACAGCAAGAUAAUUUAUGAUGAGUUGUGCUCUUCUAAAUACUGGGUUUCCAUGCACAUAUCAGAUCACAGCGGCUUCCAUUAUCGACAGUUUCUUCUCAAGUCAUUGAUCAGAAGAUCCAAUUUUAUAUUGGACAAAACUGUUUCUGCACCUUCGUUACCAACUGAUCACUGUGCAAGUCUUCCAAAGGAGGAAUCAAGUUCUGAAAUUCAGACAUGGUCACUUCAGGGCCUCUUUGAUGAAGAGUUGGACCUUUGUAAUGAUCUUAUUGAGUCUUACCCAGGUCAUGAGGCACUUUGGUGUCAUAGACGUCUGGUUUUCUUCCUUUGGCAUCAUUGGAGCAGCGACCACCAUUCUUGUGACCACCAUUCUUGUGGCACCCCAGGGAAAACAUCAUUGAAUGGCACAGAUGGAUCACUUGGGUUAUCGCACACAACAACAAUGGUUAACAAGGCUUCACAGGUCAUGGAUGUGGAUUGCUUAAUAGACCCCAGCCUGCAAAGCUAUUCACAGGAGACUAAACGGCUUAAACGGGGUCCUCAACCGGACUCUCAUAAGCUCUUAGCAGAGCACAGGUUUGUUUCUAAAAUCUUGUCAGACUGUGGGAAUAUGGACCAAAUUCGUUUUGCUACUUCAUACAAAAAAUGGCUGGACUCUGUUAUAGGUCAGCUUUAGGGGAUAUUGUUGGCAAAGUGUUAACUGUAACACUCAGAAACCCUUCGGAGGAACGUUUUCUUCUGUUUCUUUCAGCCAUGUGUUUUCUUCAUUCUCUAUAGAAUUCUGCAUUGCUCCAGGUGUUCCAACUUUUCAUGGAAAUAUUAGCAAUCAUCCACAUAACUGUCUGUAGCUCUUAAAAUGUAAGCAGCAAUUUUACAGUUUUCCUGUGUUAGGUAAGGUUCUUUGUUUACUAUUAUUUUCCAGUUAUUUAUUUUCCCCCAAUUAUUUCACAAAAAAACAUAUUUUUAAGUGUUUAUUGUGUUUAAGCUAUAGGUUUCUUUAUUAGACAAUGUUGGAAAAAAUAAAUAAAUCUUUCAUUUUGAGAAAUCAAAACACUUCCUGUAUAACUAGCAGCCACUGGAAAAAUGUAAAGUUCUGCUAUCCUGGUCUGCUGGAGGCUAAGGGUUAAGUAUUGCUGAACAUUGCUCAGGUCAUUAGGCACUUUUGGUACCAUAGGUAUGCUGUAAGAAGGAGUCUGCAGUGCAUUUAUGUUUUAAAUUUGUUGAAGCACUUAAAGAUUAGCUAGCCAUAACAAGUACUGUACCUUGUUAAACAUGGAGCUUUGUAGUACUUUAAAAUAACAUUUAAACAAAGUCCCAUUAUGAGUCAAAUGAGUAGUGAUAAUCUUUUUGUGUAAUACACAUGAGAGGACUUUUAAGCAUUUUAACUGUCCAGGAGUUAAGUUUCACUUUUGCUGCUAUGCUCAUUUAGUGUUUCCUUAGAUGUUUUCUAGCUAGUUAGGUCGGUCCCCUACCUUUUUGAAAUUGGAGUUUAUAAAAUAUAUGGAACAAUAUCCAUCCAAGUCAACAUUUUAACAUUUGUAGCUGUUAAGAAAUCUGUUUCACAGUACCAUGUAAUACUGAAUUGUUGUUCUGUCACAUGAGUACUGUAUUUUUAAUAGAUCUGUUUUGUUCAGUUGUAAUAAAGAUUCAUAUAUUUGUUAGGUCAUGUUUUACAUAAUAACCUUACUAAUGCCUCUCUGGCUCUGGAACAGAGCUAAUUUAUAAUUUCUGAGGCAUCAUGCAGAUUUUACUGCAAAAAAUAUAUAUUUAAAAAAGAUACAGUUCUUUGCAGAGAUUAGGCUCCUAAGGCAGGGCUUUUGUGAUUGUAUUCAAUGUAGCAGUGCUGGUUUGUUUUUUUGUUUUGUAACAUAUAUAUGUCAUAUUUGUAAGACAAAAGGAUGCACACACAAAAACCUAUCCUCAGCCAAGUACUUCAUCUGAGUGAUACUCUUUUUCCAGGAAAAAUAUUUAGGCCAUUUAUCCAAAUGUUAAAACGGUCAUACAUUAAAGGACUACAGUAGGCCAGUUUCCUCCACAUGAUACAUUAGAAUUUCUACUAAAAUGAUGGAUUAUGCUGGACCUCAGCGUUCUCGAGAUUUCUGUGAGAAUCUUCCUCCUUCAGUCUGUUUCAGGUCGUGGGUUCUGUAACUUUGCAGUUUCCUUUCAGUGUUUGACCCUUAAGAAGGAGUCUGGAGCACAAAAACAAAUGGUUAUCAACCCAAACAGCAAGGAGUAUCAUCUCUGUGUCACUCUCAUGGUUGCUUUCUUAUCUUUCUCUGUUUUUGUAUGAUCAUUUUCAUAUUUUAUUUAAACUUCCAGUUUAUUGGAGACAGAGUUUCUACUUGAUCUGUUGGAGGUCUUUAGUGGUAAUUACAUUUUCAUCUAUACAGAAGAGAAAUUCCAGCAUAAUUAGCAGUGAAGAUCUCUGGCCUUUCUAUUUUCUCCUUUAAAAACGCUAUGCUUAUAGUGAAUUUCAAAUACAGUUAAAAGUACAUAUAUCCACAUUUAUUUAUUGUUACUGCAUUUAAAUCUGAUACAUUUGUACAUGUGGAAAAUUUACUUUUUAGUUUACUUUUCAGUACCUGCAUUUGUUCCAGUAUGGCAUUAAUUUUCAUUUCUAUUGUUAUAUGCUACCAUCUUUUUCCAGUUUUUAUUACUUUUUUUUGUAUCU
Messenger RNA from Polypterus senegalus (gray bichir), 3368 nucleotides. RefSeq names its product protein prenyltransferase alpha subunit repeat containing 1 (gene ptar1). Gene Ontology annotation, molecular function: protein prenyltransferase activity. Gene Ontology annotation, biological process: protein prenylation. NCBI's taxonomy places the organism in Eukaryota, Metazoa, Chordata, Cladistia, Polypteriformes, Polypteridae. The coding region runs from base 57 to 1373 and encodes 438 amino acids. Gene Ontology annotation, cellular component: cytoplasm. The record is from RefSeq and is a predicted model, not a curated record. The transcript has 7 exons.